AUCAAUAAUCCACCUCCCAAUGAUUCAGUCACAGGGCUCAGCACAUUGCAUUAGAGUGUUUACAACCUGCCCAGUUAGUCUAGGAUGGCAGCAUUUUCUCUGAAUAUUCAGAAGCACAUGGAGCCUGGGCUGGUGACUUGUGGCAAAUUUGAUGGUUCCCACGCUUGCUUAGCAGCGGCAACGUUUGGUGGUAAUAUUUUAGUCCACAGUCCUCACAGACAGCCACAGAUAAAGAGCAAUGACUAUGAGCAGUCUGAUAGAAAAUUAUCAUGGAGCGGAGAACUAGCGGAUCUUCAAAUAGGAACCGAGAUCACAGCGUUGUGCACUGGCCGUCUUAAUGACGAUGAUAGAGACCUUCUUCUAAUUGGAACAGCAAGUUACAUUCUUGCCUUUAAUAUUGAGGAUAAUUCCGAUGUUUUCUAUAAAGAGAUGUCCGAUGGUGCUAGAUGUAUUGUCAUUGGCAAAUUGGGCUGGCUUCCCAGACAAGUUGCAAUCAUUGGUGGGAAUUGUUCAGUGGCUAUCUUAGAUUCACAAGGUACAGAAAUAUUCUGGACAGUGGUAGAAGGCAUUGUUACAUCCCUAGCUGUCCUUGAUUUCGAUGGAGAUAAUGAGAACGAGCUAAUCACUGGUACACAGGAUUUCGAGAUAAAGGUGUACAAAGAGGAAAAUGUGCUCUGGGAAGCUAAAGAAACUGCUCCAGUUACCACCCUGACUGGACUCCCCAAUAGAAAGUUCGUUUAUUCAGUUGGAAACGGGACGUUGGGCGUUUACGAAAUGGCGCAAAGAUUGUGGCGCGUCAAAUCGAAGCACAGAGUGGUAGUCACGAAAAGUUUCGACGUGAAUGGGGACGGAAUUCCGGAAAUAAUAACAGGCUGGAAUAAUGGCAAGGUCGACGCAAGGUCACCUAACAACGGGGAGGUGAUCUUUAAAAUUCAACUGUCCGCUGGUAUCGCCGGAAUCGUGGAAGCCGAUUACAGGAGGAUCGGCAAGCCUGACUUAGUUGUGGUAUCCACCAAUGGUGAAGUUCGCGGUUACGGUUCUGGCUCUACAAUGGAUACCCCAGAGCCUGGAGAAGCUAUGCGUGAACUGCUGGCCAAGAAGCAAGUUCUGCAGAUGGAGCUGAGACAAAGGGCUGCGUCUGUUCCAAAUAUGUAUCACAGCACCAAACUGGCGGUGACUUUGAUGACGUCUAACGGUGCUGCGCGCGUUGUCCUUGCAUCGGGACCAGGAUUAUUGAUCCAUUGCGCGAUAGUUUUCACCGAGGGUGUAUUCGACGGCGAGACAUUAGUGGUUCACCCUCCUAGGCCGAAAGGGGAGUUAGAGAUAGAAUUACGACCCUCGAAGAACACGCCUGUGGACAUACACGUAAAGGUGUGUGUCGGACCCAGCGGCGCGGAUUUGAUGCAGGUAUUCGAGAUGACACGUCAGUUGCCCAGAUUUUGCAUGUACGAACUCAUUGACAAGCCGGGACACGUUGCUGAGGACUUCGAGAAGAAUUUCGUCAUUGCCGAGUUCGCAGAGAGGCCUCAAAGGAUCGCCCUCUGGCUGAACCAGAGCCUGAUCCUCCCCAACGAGUUUGAGCUCAAGGAAGACGGGCUAAACGCUGGGGGCAUUGAAGCGUGGCUCAAAGGGAUGAGAGACAAUAGAAUUCAUUGUUUCAAAGCCGACAUGACUGGGAAAGUGACCAUUCAAACGGAAGAUUCCACGUUCGCGGGGGACAUUAUUCAAUCCCUGUCCCUGUAUCUAGGCCUGAGAGAGUUGUCCUCGGAAGUCUCGUUCCCAGACGAAGAGAAAAAGCUCGUGGACGCUUUGGAACGCGUCAAAGAUUUGAAGGAGAUCGACGCGAGACUGCAGGCAGAGGCAGCCAGUGACACCACUCUGUUGAAGAACAUCAUAAUUCGCUUGGAAGAUGCUAGGAUUCUCGAGAACGUCGAGGAAAUGAGGAAGAGGUUGGUGCAGUUGAAGAACGUCAACGUGGAUCUGAUCAAGGAACACGAAAUCCGAAUGAAGAGUUACCGGGAUUUGGCAGCGAACUUGAAGGAGCUGAAUCUUGGCGUGCAGCGGGCAGCUAGGUUAAGAGUCGGCAAGAAUGCAUCGAACACGGUGGCUCACUGUAGAUCAGCCAUCCAGGACAAUAAUCCGAAGGCGCUUUUAUUGGCGAUUAGACACGAAUAAAUCGUUACGUACCGAUUUUUAUUGUUACCGUUAGCACGGUAAGAUAUUUUACAGAGUACAUCAGCCAUCGUUACAUACAGUUAAGUCUAAUUGUCCCAGGGACCAAACUCGAGAGUGUAUUUUUAAUAAAUUCUAUCA
Molecule: messenger RNA, 2313 nt
Organism: Nomia melanderi (Alkali bee)
Lineage: Eukaryota; Metazoa; Arthropoda; Insecta; Hymenoptera; Halictidae
Product: BBSome complex member BBS2
Biological process (GO): non-motile cilium assembly
Cellular component (GO): membrane; motile cilium; neuron projection
Molecular function (GO): protein binding
Source: RefSeq, a predicted model, not a curated record